Molecule: messenger RNA, 1581 nt
Organism: Trichomycterus rosablanca
Lineage: Eukaryota; Metazoa; Chordata; Actinopteri; Siluriformes; Trichomycteridae
Gene: commd2
Product: COMM domain containing 2
Exons: 5
Coding region: 69-668 (199 amino acids)
Source: RefSeq, a predicted model, not a curated record
GGCUGGCUGUGUAUAUGAAGGAUUGUGUUAUUACUGUAAUGAUAUUAGUUACUAUAUAAACAGUCAGUAUGUUGUUGGUUUUAUCUGAUGAGCAUAAGGAACACUUGGGAUUUUUAUCUGAAGUGGAUUCAGCGGUUGUUGGCGAAUUUGGCAGAAUUGCAGUGGAGUUUCUGAAGAAAGGUUCAAACCCAAAAAUCUACGAAGGAGCAGCAAGAAAGCUGAGUGUCCCAGCAGAGACUGUGCAGCAUGGGGUGGAAGGACUGAUGUAUCUUCUUACUGAAAGUUCAAAGCUCAUGAUCUCUGAAGUGGAUUUUCAGGAUUCUGUGUUAGUUCUGGGUUUUUCAGAGGAGCUCAAUAAACUCCUGCUGCAGCUGUAUGUGGAACACAGAAAGGAGAUUCGUCAGAUUCUGAGUGAGCUCGCACCCUCCCUGCCCCAUUAUCACAACCUGGAGUGGAGACUAGAUGUACAGCUGGCUAGCCGGACUCUCAGACAGCAGGUGAAACCUACAAUCAGUCUGAAGCUGCAUCUGGAAAACGGAGAUACACAAAGCGCCCGGGUUUUGCAGACGGACCCUGCCACACUAAUGCACCUGAUUCAGGAGCUGGAACGAGCACUGGCUGAGGUCAAGAGCAACCACUGUCGUCGAAUCCUGCGCAACAUUAAAUAAGAUCAUGUAAACCAGUGGUUCUUAACCUUCAGCAACUGGACCUUAACAGUGGCUUAAAGCAAAGAGAGUAACAGUACAAAUAUGGUUGAAGAAGAAAUGGCAAUGCAGGUUGUAAACUGAACCACUUGUGCUAAGGGAUUAAACAAAGUGGCCACUAGAUGGUGGAAAUAGUUACGGCAGUGUUUCCCCUGUCCCAGUACCUGUAGUACACUUUAUGGCCAAAAGUAUUUGGACACCUGAUCAUGAGUUUAGCUUGUGGAACAAAAGCAACAGGAAAGUGUGGCUAAAACACAUACUUUGCGGCUAUAACAGCCUCCACUCUUCUGGAAAGGCUUUUAACAAGACUUGGCAAUGCUUAGCUACAAUCAGUGUUUCAUUUCAAAGUGUUUGGGGCCAGGCUAAAUUAGCUUGACUAUUUAAUUAGAAAGGGUGUCCAAAUACAUUUGAUCAUAUACUGUAGUAUAUCGACCCAUCAACAACAUUCUUUAGUUUUCUUUAUUUUCUUUUGUUUUUGUGUAUUUAAUUGGACACCAUAACUAACUGUAUUAGAUCAUUUUUCAAGAGCUUUAAAUGUUCAGCUGUUUCUCAUUCCAGGGGUCAAGGUGCGAUAUCCUUGUAUGUAAUAUUACUGAAUUAAAUAAACAAUAUCAAUUUUACUUUAUACCCAGAAAGAAACACACAAUAGGGGUUAUUUUAUAAUGUGAGUGUGUGUGUGUGUGUGAGAGGGGAUGCAAUAUUAAUAUUCUUUGUCUUUGUCUGCAUAACACAAGACUAAUCAGACGUUUCAUCACAUCGUUUAACAAUAUUUGAACAUUUUGAUAUGUAAGGUAGUGGAGUUCACUUGCUUUAUUGCAUUUAUAACAUGGACAAACUUGUAAACAAAGUGUGUAAUACAAAAAUAAUCAAAUAAUAA